Messenger RNA from Cladocopium goreaui, 997 nucleotides. Lineage: Eukaryota; Dinophyceae; Suessiales; Symbiodiniaceae. The record is from the annotation of a GenBank genome assembly.
AGGCAAUAUUCGCCUCUUGCAGCCCCUGUCCGUUUAUGGAAGCAAAUUUCCUAUACAACCUACAGAAGCGCAGCGUAGACUUUCUCUCGUAGCGAUGUUCAACGAGAGGUGUUUGCUAGACGAAGCCGAGAUGGAGACACGCAAGCUGUCCAGAGAUUUCAACAUUCCCCUGGACGACACUCACAAUGUUCGAAGAGAGUUUUUGCGCUUUGACACUGAAAAGAGGGGCUACUUGACUUUUUUUGACUUCCGCAAAGUGGUCAAAGCGCUGACAUCGCGACACACCCUUUGCCGUGCAGAUGCGUUGCUUCAAGAAAAUCAUCUUCGUGCUCUUUGGAAUAUCGUGGACAAAGAUGGAAGCGGCUGCGUAGAGUUCGAAGAAUUCUUGCAAUGGUUUCACAGCCAUUUCUUGAAGGAGAAGCCGCCAGCGAGAAGUUUGCACAGUGGAACGAUGGUGGAAUCAGUCACAGAGCAUUUCUACGCGUCCAUGGGGGUGAACCGCUUGCGUGGCUACCUGACGAGCUUUGGAGAAGGAGACCAGGAGGCAGACGAGGACGAAGUAGAACCAGUUGCUGGAGAGGAUUCGCCCAAAUCUCGCAAGAAGACGGUAUGGCUUCGGGCAGGGCUGGUCGCAGCAACUGGAAAAGGCCGAUUAGUUGUGAAAGAUGAAAGCGAUCGUUGAGUGCCCUGAGCCAGUGCAUGUUAUGGAUCCAAAAGGGACAGGCUCAUUCAGAGUCUAUCGAGUGCCUUGAGCUUACUUCGCAAGAUUUUGCAAGCGCUUUAGUCUUGAGUCAUGAGUCCGUUUGACUCACAUUGACUCAUGAGCGGCUCGAUUGUGCUGUCGUCAGCAUGCCAUUUGGCAAAUAAUGCUGGUCGUAUAACCUUGUGGUGCCGUGAAGGCACUGAUCUGAAUCAAACCAGCUGAUCCACGACUGAAGGCAGUUCCUGCUGAAAAAACAAGGAAAAAAACAUGGUUGUAUGUUUGCUGGGACAGGCU